AUGCCCGAAAAAUUAUUGACUACUACAAGUUGUUCGGAGGAAACAGAAGCACCUGACACCGUAGAGGUUGAUCCCGGUGACGAAGAUAGCAAGUCACAAGAAGCAGCGUCAAAAACGCCAACUGUGGUGCCAACUACGGUACCUAAUUUGGCACCUUUUCUACUUCGUCCACCCCUUACAAUGACGCAAUUAUUAUAUGAGCAACAGAAAGUGAUAUUCGCACAGCAACAACAACAACAAACAAGCAUAACUUCUUCAAAUGGUUCCACUAAUUCCCUUUCAAACGGUUUUUCGGUGGCGGCAUUAGCGAAACCCAGCGAAACAAAUUCGUUCCUGAAUUCUCCAUUCGCAAUUUCCGCCCUAACAGCUACAACUACGAGGAGCAAAGCAAUUCACAGGAAGGAUAGCGAUGAUGAGCGACAAAGUAAUAAUAAUGCAGGUGGCAGCGAGUCUUCAGCAGGAACAACCGGUCACAGUAUGAAGCCUUCCGUAUCAAAUGAUUUUUCGGCCGUCAGUGACCGACCGUCCUCUUGCUCCAACAGUCCUGAGGAUAACGGAAAGCGGAAACAGCGCCGAUAUCGGACAACAUUUUCCGCUUAUCAGUUAGACGAGUUGGAAAAAGUAUUCGCAAGGACACAUUAUCCUGAUGUUUUUACCAGGGAAGAAUUAGCACAACGAGUUAUUCUUACGGAAGCAAGAGUUCAGGUUUGGUUUCAAAAUCGAAGGGCGAAAUGGAGGAAGCAAGAGAGAACUUCCGCAGUACACCCUUACGGACACACAGCUUCCCAUGUUCCGCGGACCUCUCAUCCUCUAAUGCAACCACAUCCUUACGCGCUCCUUGCUGCUGCCGCUGUGCAACAGUCCGCUGAGAAUAGCGCCGAUCCGGCAGCAAUCAUGGCUGCGAUGACUGCACAGCAUCAAGCAAUAGCGGAAUCGAUGAUCAGUCCGGCUGCGGCAGCAUUUAUGGCGACAACGCCUGCUCUGUUGAACGCUACUGCCCUGACAGCCACUUCAUUAAAAGAUACAACGGAACCGCUCCGUCGCUCUCCGGCUGCAACCAUUGCUGGUACAAAUAACGAACCGAAUAUGACGAAUUCGGACGGAGCCAGCACAUCAACUCCGGUAAGCACGGUUGCAUCAUCUGUAAGUCCGGAAGUUGACCGAUCACGACCGAUCGGAGGUGUCAGUCAAGCGGUCUCCCUAACCAAAUUGCCUACAUUUGUUCCAGCAAUAAGUACCACAAAUGGUGCCGCUAUAACUACAGGAACUGAUCUGACGUCCUUUGUACUUAGCGGUUAUCAGCAACAACUUGCAGCUGCUAAUUACAUGCAGCAUUUGCAACGAAUGAUUGCUAUGGAGAAUCUGUCCAAGCAAUAUUCAGGAAUAUGGCCCGGAACUACUGCUACUGCGACAUCCCUAGUCGGAAGCGGAGGUUCAUGGUCCGAAACUCAGCAUAUGUUUGCACCGCUGAUGAGUAGUAGUGCAGCCGUAACAGGCACCAUAAAGUCACCGGUUAAUUUGACAAAUCCAAAAGAUGGUUCAAAAAAAUAG
Molecule: messenger RNA, 1551 nt
Organism: Brugia malayi
Lineage: Eukaryota; Metazoa; Nematoda; Chromadorea; Rhabditida; Onchocercidae
Gene: Bma-alr-1
Product: Homeobox domain containing protein
Exons: 8
Coding region: 1-1551 (516 amino acids)
Biological process (GO): regulation of transcription by RNA polymerase II
Molecular function (GO): RNA polymerase II transcription regulatory region sequence-specific DNA binding; DNA-binding transcription factor activity, RNA polymerase II-specific
Source: RefSeq, a predicted model, not a curated record